Myotis brandtii (Brandt's bat) is the source of this 983-nucleotide messenger RNA. RefSeq names its product ficolin-2-like. The record is from RefSeq and is a predicted model, not a curated record. The transcript has 3 exons. Bases 192 to 779 code for a protein of 195 amino acids. Lineage: Eukaryota; Metazoa; Chordata; Mammalia; Chiroptera; Vespertilionidae.
UAUUUGUGAUGGACGCACUUGAACUCUGAGAGGCAGGUCCAUCUCUGGCUCCAGUUCUGCGGGGGCUGCUGUGUGUCCUCGGAUCACAGGGACCCCCACCCUCCGCACCCUCCAGCCCGGGAUUCCCAGGCCACGUGCCCGAGGAAUGGGGGUGACACGCGGCACUGCCCCCGCCCCCCGCUGUCUCACAGAUGCGGAGGCUGCACUCACUGGACGGGCCGCAGUGGGGGGAGCUCUUCCUAAGGUCUCACACAUUUGCAUCGGCCACUCUGACCCCCCAAAGCCUCCCUCUGCUCUCACUCUGCAGCCGGGCACAGAGCCCAGAGGGGCUGAGUGACUCCCCGAGGACACACAGCCUGAGGAGCGGGGUUCCCGGGUGCAGGUGGACCCCGAGGCCGGGCCCAUCACCUGGGGGAGGACCGACCACAGGCUCAGCAGAGGAGGGACGCCUCCCCUCCAGGCUGGCCCUCCAGCUGAGGAAGGAGGCCCAGGCACAGCCAUCUGCCAGGCCGGAAGUGAAGGUGCUGGGGCUGGAGGCCGACAAGCUCACCAUCCUCCGGGGCUGCCCAGGGCUGCCCGGGGCCACGGGGCCCAAGGGAGAGGCAGGCGCCGAGGGCAGGAAAGGAGAUCCAGGCCCAUCAGGAGUCCGUGGAAAUGCGGGACCCCCCGGGCCCAAAGGUAUUUCAGCAAAGAGCAUGGAGGGUCCGGGCAGGACCCCCAACCCUUGGGCAGGGAGAGAGGCGGGGCACUUCCCGGGUGUCACAUGGGAAAAUUCCUAACCAUAACCUAAUGGUAAACAUAAACCUAUCCUUAUCCUAAACACUAACCAUAACCCUGUCCUUAUUCCUAAAUCCAUCCUAAUCCCUAAACCUAACAGUAACCUUGUACAUAAACCUUUCUAUAUCCCAAACCCUAACACUAACCCUAUCCGCAUCCAUAACCCAAAACUUAACCCUAAACCUAACCCUAUCCCUAACCCUAAU